AUAAUCCAAAAGAAAUCCAAAUCCUAAUGCAUCGGUACAAGAAUGGAAAGCACGUAACCUCCCCUAAUUACAAAUCUUCCCUAUAAAUACCCACUUUUUAGUGCAAGUUCAUUUCUCGCUUUUCAAAACACAGCUCCUCCGUUCUCUCUUUGUCUCUCGGUGACCCCUUUCUCUCCAGUUUCUCCUGGGGGGUCGCCCAAAAUCAGAAAAAAAAAAUAAAAAAAAGAAAAAAAGAACCUAAUUUUCUCAUUCAAUUCCUAAAUUGAUAUUCAAAUCAAGUUUUAAAAAAAUUGUUUUCAGUUUUUUCAAUUAAUUUUCAACUUCGUCGGAAAUGGCGAACGCGGAUCCUGAAGGGAUAGACGCCGUACGGAUGACGUGGAACGUUUGGCCGCGCACCAAAGUCGAAGCCAGCAAGUGUGUGAUUCCGUUAGCGGCUUCAAUUACUCCGAUCCGUUCACACCCGGAUAUCCCAACGCUCCCUUACGCUCCUCUACGAUGCAAGACGUGUUCCGCCGUCCUCAACGCCUACUCGCGCGUUGACUUCACGGCCAAGAUCUGGAUCUGCCCGUUCUGUUACCAGCGUAACCAUUUUCCGCCUCACUAUGCUAUGAUCUCCGAAACGAACCUGCCAUGCGAACUCUACCCGCAAUACACCACUGUGCAGUACACGCUCCAACCGAAUCCCGAUCCAAACAACCCUUCCAAUGCUCCUCAAUUGCCACCAGUGUUUGUGUUCGUGUUGGACACGUGCAUGAUCGAGGAGGAGCUUGGGUUUGUUAAAUCGGCGAUGAAGCAGGCUAUUGGAUUAUUGCCAGAACACGCGCUUGUCGGUUUCGUUUCUUUUGGGACUCAGGCACAGGUCCAUGAAUUGGGGUUCUCGGAUAUGUCGAAGGUCUAUGUUUUCAGGGGUAGUAAGGAGAUUUCCAAGGAGCAAGUGUUGGAGCAGUUGGGCCUCGGUGCUGCUGGGCGGCGGCCAACCGCUGGGUAUCCGAAGGGCCUGCAAAAUGGAUAUACAAAUACCGGCGUUAACCGGUUUUUAUUGCCUGCUUCAGAUUGCGAAUACACUCUCAAUUCGUUAUUGGAUGAGUUGCAAACGGAUCAAUGGCCUGUACAAGCGGGACACCGGGCGUUGAGGUGCACCGGAGUGGCCUUAAGUGUUGCAGUAGGAUUGCUUGGAGCCUGCUUGCCCGGUACUGGUGCUAGGAUUGUUGCUUUGGUUGGUGGCCCAUGUACUGAAGGGCCAGGCACGAUUGUAUCGAAAGACUUGUCAGAACCUGUACGUUCACAUAAAGAUCUGGAUAAGGAUGCUGCACCAUAUUUUAAGAAAGCGGUCAAAUUUUAUGAUAGUCUUGCAAAACAGCUGGUCAGCCAGGGUCAUGUACUAGACCUUUUUGCAUCUGCACUUGAUCAGGUUGGAGUUGCUGAAAUGAAAGUUGCAGUUGAAAGGACAGGUGGCCUUGUUGUUCUAGCUGAAAGUUUUGGUCAUUCUGUAUUCAAAGACUCUUUCAAGCGUGUCUUUGAGGAUGGAGAACAGUCUCUUGGCCUAUGUUUUAAUGGCAUGCUCGAGAUUAACUGUUCAAAAGACAUCAAGAUUCAGGGGGUCAUUGGACCUUGCACAUCUUUGGAGAAGAAAGGACCUAAUGUCGCCGACACAGUCGUUGGGGAGGGGAACACUACAGCAUGGAAAAUGUGUGGUCUCAACAGGAGUACUUGCUUGACGGUUUUAUUUGAUCUUUCAUCAACUGAGCGAUCAAAUGUUCCAGGAGCUGCAAAUCCACAGCUCUAUUUGCAAUUUCUUACUAGUUAUCAGGACCCUGAAGGUAAAAUGAUGCUUCGAGUUACGACUGUGACAAGACAAUGGGUAGACAGUGCUGUUAGUGCAGAGGAACUAGUACAAGGUUUUGAUCAAGAGACUGCGGCUGUUGUAAUGGCAAGAAUAGCUUCCCUGAAAAUGGAGACAGAGGAGGGGUUUGAUGCUACACGGUGGUUAGAUCGGAAUCUCAUUCGACUUUGUUCCAAAUUUGGCGACUACCAGAAGGAUGAUCCAUCAUCUUUUACCUUAAACCCUUGCUUUUCUUUGUUUCCUCAAUUUAUGUUUAAUCUGCGGCGGUCACAAUUUGUACAGGUUUUUAACAACAGUCCAGAUGAAACUGCCUAUUUUAGAAUGUUAUUGAACAGGGAAAAUAUUACUAAUGCAGCUGUUAUGAUUCAACCAUCAUUAAUAUCAUAUUCAUUCAACUCGCUGCCCCAACCAGCAUUAUUGGAUGUGGCUUCCAUUUCAGCUGAUCGUAUUCUCUUGCUGGAUUCAUAUUUCAGUAUUGUUGUUUUCCAUGGUAUGACAAUAGCGCAGUGGCGCAACAUGGGCUACCAGAAUCAGCCGGAACACCAGGCAUUUGCACAGCUUUUGCAAGCACCCCAUGUCGAUGCCCAAAUGAUUAUUCGGGAACGCUUCCCUGUCCCUAGAUUGGUUGUAUGUGAUCAGCAUGGAUCCCAGGCAAGAUUUUUGUUAGCAAAGUUGAACCCAUCAGCAACAUACAAUAAUGCCACCGAUGUAGCUGUUGGAUCAGAUAUAAUCUUUACGGAUGAUGUAAGCUUACAAGUCUUCUUCGAGCAUCUUCAGAGGUUGGCUGUGCAAUCUUGAUUGUAGAAAAUAGUUGAAACACUUUGGUUUCUAGUACGGGAAAUCCCCUCAGUGUGAGUUCUGUAUCCUGUUAUACAUCCUCUGGUUCCUUCGGUUCUUUUCCUUUCCAUAAAUUUCAUCAACAAGAGGUCAGACCCCACGAUAUUUGGGAAAAUAAGGAUAGCAAAUAUCAUUCUUUGGGGGCGCCGCUGCGUUGGAGAGGUAUUUGCUUCCUUGAACGAAUAAGGGAUGCGACAAAGAGGUUGGUCUGAGUUUUUACAUUUAUAGGGAAAGGAAGGUAUAUGAUGAUGAGAAUGUAAGUUUGAGGAUCCCCUGUUUCAGUAGGAAUAUAUUUAGACAGGAAUUUUUUUCUCCUUUUGUGAAUUCAAUCAGGUCACAGUUGGAUAUGUUUGUGUACUGAAUUUCAGGUCAUAUACUCAUUGCCUAGGUUGAGAACAUGGGUCAUUUUGUUUUUGUUUUGUCUCAGCCCACACGUCAAAGUUCAAAAUACUUUGCUUGAAAUUCAAAGACGACUCCUUUCAGGUUUGGUAAGCCAUAAGCUGAUGGAAUCUGGAUUUUUGUUUCAUCAUGGUUAA
This is a messenger RNA of Durio zibethinus, 3216 nucleotides long. NCBI's taxonomy places the organism in Eukaryota, Viridiplantae, Streptophyta, Magnoliopsida, Malvales, Malvaceae. The record is from RefSeq and is a predicted model, not a curated record.